CCAUGACAGCUCCCACAACCGGAUGUGCCCCCCCGUUUACUCGCGUGUUCGGCAGGCUAUAUAAAGGUACGAGCGUAAACCGGCCUGUUGGAGCUGAAUUGAACGGCUGAAGACGGGUCGGCGUUUCACAGACUGUCACCCCUCAGAAGACACCAAGUGUGGACUUCAACAUGGUGCAACUCUCUCCUUCUUCUCUCACACUGGACACUAACACUCCACUGAAGUCCCCUGAAAACCCGGUGAUGCCUGGCAGCCCCAAGAUGUGCUCUCCCUGCCCGCCUGACUCCCCACAGUUCAACCUGGAGGUCUCCACUGCCUACCUUGGCUAUGAAACCUACAUAGAAGAUGGCCUCAUCUGCCUCAAACACAAAGUCCGCAACCUCAGGAAGAAAAAGCUGAAGCUGGAAGACUACAAGAGGAGGCUGGACCAGGGUGAACAAUUAAACAAGGAUCAGUUGGAGGCUGUGGAAUCAUACAAUGAGGUGCUGCAUAACCUGGAAUUUGCUAGAGAGCUACACAAAACCCUGGAUGGCCUGACUCAGAAUUUGCUUAGAGCCCAGAAGAAAGUGGCGAAGACAGAGCAGAUAGCAAAGGUUGAUGUGGAGAGGCAGCGUCUGAGCACGGUGCUCCAGGUGCAGCACCUGCUCCACUGCCUGCAGCAGGACCACGUCAGGAAAGACCUGCUGGCCGGACACAACCAGGCACCUCUCGUCACUGCCCAGCUACUGCAGAGCCUGAGUCAGCUCGCCACACUGCUGGGAGUUGAGAGGGACGACAGACUAAGUCUAACCACACAGAUGGAGCAGGCAGCCCUAGCCUACAUGGACCUGCUGGAGGGGAGAGACAAGCCAGUUGCUGGAGCCACAUUUAAAUUGUUGAAAGAGGAGCUCACCCGGCUGUUAAAUUGCAAGUACUUCAGUUGUCUUCCAUGCCCCCCUAACAACCCGAAGUGGCUGAAGACCUCAACUAUCUGCAGUGUUACCCUGAAGUCGAAACCCAGCGAAGACUCUCAGGAGUCUUUCAACAGACCGUACCUGAGUGACACAGGAACUCCUUCCAAUAAGAACUGGAAGCAAGACUUUCAGGCUGCAAUGGAGCAGGAGCCUCCCGAUUCGUGGGAUAUGGAGUCCCCAAAUGGCUCCUCUUUACAUCAAACAGUAGUAUGUAAACCGUGGAGAGGGGCUGCCGUUUUAAUCCCCAAAGUCUCAAUCGCCAGCAAGAAACGGUCAGACUUCAACCAGAGGAAAGAGAGGAAGACUAAAGGAGAGAAUUCUGCAGAUCAGAUGGUUGUGCCCGGUGACGUAUUCAACUGUGCGUCUGACUUGCCCAAAGACCCCCUCCUGAGGAAGCAGCACCUGGAAGAGCUCAUGACAAAAAUCCAUGGCUGCUUCAGUUUUGUGCAGGACUCCCUUCUGGACAAUGAUGGCUCCCCCACUAAUGGCCACUCUAUAAUGCUGAGACAACCGUCUGGAUCUCCAUCUCAUUUGGAUCAGACAGAUUUGAGAAACCCAGCUGAGGUCCUGACAGACAUAAUGCAUUCUACACCACUGCCUAAAAGGCUUUUGGAGCGCAAAGUCAGUGUGACGAGUGGGGAUCACUGCUUAGAUUUGUGUGACCUGGAACUUUCCCCAAAGGACCUACCUUGUGAGUCUAACAAGUCUGAAAGUAAGGUGAUUUCCUCACCACAGCAGUACUGCAGGGACUCUGCCAUGUCUACACCCGUAACAGAGUCAAGGAAGCAGUCUCCAUGUAACAGGGUAGCACCUUGCACUUCCACGCCCCCUCAGGGUCAGAUUUUUUCCACACCUCCCACAAGGAGAUCACUGACCUCACCAUUUCAGAACAUCAAAUCAGUCUUCAAGGUGGCUUCCUCAUUACCCCAGAAUGGGACACUAAUCUACAAAACGGAAUCCCCUGUUUUCUCUGAGGCAAGGUAUAGCACUGCCAGUACCCAAACUCCACCUGAAUUUGCGCCCUUAGAAGAUGAACAUUCAGUGUACCCGUCGGAUUGUGCGAUGGGUAAUGGUGGACAGAUCUUCCAGUCCCCCAACCCGUCUGGAGUUGCGGUUAAGCAUGGUCAGCCAUACUACAGCAGAGCAUCUGUGAGAGGUAUGGCCCGUGGCAGCAAGGGACUAGCACAAACCUUUCGCUCUUCUGGUUGGCAUCGAGGAGGGUCCUACAUUCCCCACACUCAUCUGAGGGACUCUGGUCAGCUCCCCUAUGCUUCUAGAGACUCUGGAUACCGACAUGCCUACAGGCGUGGAGGGAGGCAUAACUCCAGUGCGGCCUGGAGUGACUCUUCCCUGGUGAGCAGUCCAGAUCGGGAAGGAGCCUUCACAAUUUUCGACUCAGGCCAUGGGGAUUCACUGUCUGUCUCUACUGUGGAGGUGCCGCUUACCCCUCACGGCCACCACCACACCACUCUGCUUCCCAUGCAGCUCUACCCACUUUCCCAGCCACUGCGAGUGGCUUUCACUGCCUCUCGAACUGCCAACUUUGCCCCAGGAAACCUGGAUCAGCCCAUUGUGUUUGACCAGCUCCAUAGCAACCUGGGAGAGAUGUACGACACCCACAUUGGCCGCUUUACCUGCCCUGUCAAUGGGACCUACGUCUUCAUCUUCCAUAUUCUGAAGCUUGCCAUUAACGUGCCGCUCUACAUCAACCUUAUGCGCAAUGAGGAUGUAAUGGUGUCUGCAUAUGCCAAUGAUGGAGCCCCAGAUCAUGAAACAGCCAGCAACCAUGCCAUCCUCCCUCUCUUUCAAGGAGACCAGGUUUGGCUCCGUUUGCAUCGUGGCGCCAUUUAUGGUAGCACCUGGAAAUACAGCACCUUCUCUGGCUUCCUACUGUAUCAGGACUGAGCUGAUGUGAGCUAAACAGUCCACUUUACCUGUAGUUUGCACUGUUUAAUUGCCACCAGUGCUAAAUUAGAUAACUGAGUGUUUUGUUCAGACUGCAUGCCAGUUGAGAACGCUUAUACAGUCACAUUGGUGGUCAAAAGAUUUAUUUAUUAACAUCCAUAAACUUGAAAUUCGGGAAUAAGAUUGUUUAAAAUCUACUACAUAAGAUUCAUUGUGUUGAUGUGAUGAGUAAAACUGCUUAUUCCUACUUGCUGUGCAGCAAUUUCAGUAUUUUGAGCCUUUUUUGUUUUCUGAAUUGCUUUGGAUGACUAAGCGCACAUUAAGCUAACGACUGAAAUGAUUUGCUGGAUAAAAUACAUGUUUAAAACACUGGACACUGCUUUACCAGUAUACUGGACUCUAUCUUGCAGCUAAUGAGAAGGAUGGAAAUUGUGUUCUGGGUGGUGGGCAUUGUGAAACACUUGAGGGCACAUUUGUUGCACGGACGACUGAGAUGAAGGGGUUUCCUUGAUGUACCUAAUAUUGAAUAAAAUAUGAGCAGAGAAGUUUGGCAGCUUUUUUUUUUUGUCACAAACCUCACGUUUGUCUUAUUACAGCAGUCGGUGACCUGUUUUAGAAAUGCACAUGGUGACAUUUGUACUAAUGGCUGCAAUCUAAAAAUGUAACUUAAAUUUAAUUCAAUUGGAAAGUUCAGGUUCUCUUAAUGUUGUAAUUUGCAUCAAAGAUUUAAGAGUUACCUAUAUUAGUAAUAGCAUGCUGUUUGUCUGUUAAUCUUGGCAUACU
Betta splendens (Siamese fighting fish) is the source of this 3641-nucleotide messenger RNA. RefSeq names its product caprin family member 2 (gene caprin2). The coding region runs from base 171 to 2858 and encodes 895 amino acids. Gene Ontology annotation, biological process: positive regulation of canonical Wnt signaling pathway. The transcript has 21 exons. Gene Ontology annotation, cellular component: cytoplasm. Gene Ontology annotation, molecular function: signaling receptor binding. The record is from RefSeq and is a predicted model, not a curated record. Lineage: Eukaryota; Metazoa; Chordata; Actinopteri; Anabantiformes; Osphronemidae.